Messenger RNA from Clupea harengus (Atlantic herring), 5629 nucleotides. RefSeq names its product potassium calcium-activated channel subfamily N member 3 (gene kcnn3). The record is from RefSeq and is a predicted model, not a curated record. Gene Ontology annotation, molecular function: calmodulin binding; small conductance calcium-activated potassium channel activity. NCBI's taxonomy places the organism in Eukaryota, Metazoa, Chordata, Actinopteri, Clupeiformes, Clupeidae. Gene Ontology annotation, cellular component: membrane. Gene Ontology annotation, biological process: potassium ion transport.
GUUAUUCAUUCCGCUUCCUCCAAUGAGAACAAGGAUGAGGAAGAUAGAGGGCGGAGAGAGUAAGAGCGAGAGUGAAGUUGAGAGAGAGGGAGGGAGAGACAGAGACGCUGAGUGAGCGACAGAGCGCAAGAGUGAAGGGCAGAAAAUCUGCCACGACUGGAACGGCAAAUCAACUCUUGUUAUUUAAACAGCCGAGCACUUUAUAUUCUGUUUUCUAGCAUACGCGGACAUUUCAGAACAUCGCUUCCAGUGCAUCCGUUUUAGAGGCGAAUAUUUAGUACUUAUUUCGCAGCAACAGCUGUCACAUUAAUUUCAUAGUAUCCAAUUUUCUUUUUAUUUUACUUGUCUAUUACUGUCGAUCAUAUAAUCGAGAUAUUUUUUACUACAGAACGGAGGAAUUUCUUUCCAAAUAAAGGCGUUUUCAUACGGAGAAAAGCAAAAGGGUGCGUUUUUUCCCCGAGAAACAAACACGAUUUUGUGUGAGAGCCUGUCGGCAAGGAGACCAUCGUAUGAGGAAAGAUUGAAUGAUCGUGACAACAUGAAAAAGAAAAAGUGCGGAAGAAUAUUUUCGCCCUACCUUUGAAUCAACAACUGCACGGGGAGACACACUGAAAGGAGAGGUAGGAGCGAGAGACAGAACGAGAGAAAGGGAGAGAGAGAGGUGUAGGAGUGAGUCAGUGUGAGAGACAAACGGAGGUGUCGGAGGUGAGGUUUGCAGAAGGGUUGAGAGAGUGAACCCGAUAUUUUGAAAAACAAACAAGCAACGUUUGAUCCCGCACUGUGUGUUGUGCUGAUUACAUCAGUUGUUGUAUUUGUUUAAAGUGAGGCAGGGUGUUCGGGGUUGAUCAUUGCAUAAGUUCCUUAAUAAAAGGCUGCACUCAGUGUUAAGGCUGAUCUGUGUGACAGAUAUUGCUGGAAGGAGAGGGAGGGGGGGGGGAUAGAGAGAGAGAGAGGAUAGUGUCAGGAGAGUGAUUGCUGAAUCCUUUAGGGGAGGAAAUAUGAGCUCAAAAUGUGCUCAUUUUUCUUUCUCUGGACCAACAUAGAUCCCUCCAUCAUUCCCUCCCUCUGCACUUCCCUCACUUUGCAACUACCCCACAUCCCCCUCUCCUCCCCUCCUAAUCCCUCAUUCAUCAGGCGAACUCUCUCCCUCUCUCUCUGCACUUCAUCUCUCCCUAUCUGCCUUCACCAUCCUUCUUUGUUUCAGGGCUCAUAAUUAAUACUUUCUUUCUUGCUUGCUGUCUUUCGAUUUCUGCCUGUCUCACCUACUUUUCUUUUUCGUUCUCCUCUUCUUCAUGCCGUUCUCUUCUUACUCUUCACUCCAUCAAACUCCAGAGGUAUAGGACAGUGUGCCAUAAGUCUCCUGUGGAGCUCGCAGGUUGCCAUGGAUCCCCCUCCCUCCCUGAGUCAAGCACUGUUGGGCGGGAGUGAGGACGAGGACCAGCAGCAGCAGCGCCCCCCCCUGCCUUGUGCUGGUACAGUCCACCCCACUAUCACCGGCAGCUACCCAGGAGCGAACCACUCCAACCACAUGGGGGGGAACAACAGCCUGGAGCGGCUCAACACCACGCCUUCGUCCACAACGCCUGGCCUGGUCCCGGCGUCCCUCCCGCGCUUGCCCCUGGUAACCUCAUCUUCGGGGAUCGCCACGACGCCCCAGCUGCCCCCGCCCAUCCCGAACGCGCUGCACCCCACGAGCACCCCGUUGUCAUCCUGCCUGGGCAGCCAGCACAGCCUGAGUGCUGACGCCUCGCCCGUCUACAACGCCCUCUUCUACUCCUCGCACUCGCCCACGGCCGAGCGGGAGAGGGAGCGCGAGCGGGAGCGCGAGCGGGGCUGCAAGCACCGGCAGGCCAGCCCCCUGGUGCACCGGCGCGACAGCAACCCCUUCACCGAGAUCGCCAUGAGCUCCUGCAAGUACACCGGCGGCGUCAUGAAGCCGCUCAGCCGCCUCAGCGCGUCGCGACGCAACCUCAUCGAGUCGGACAGCAGCAGCGACACCAAAGAGGGCGGCGGCUCUGGGACCAGCUCCGCCCCUUCGUCCGUCCCCGCCGCGGCCCCGCCCCCCGCCUCCUUUCCCUCCCAGCUCGGCCCGUCACAGAACCCGCCCGAGAUCGUUAUCUCCUCCAAAGAGGACUCGCCCUACAGAGGCCACGCCUACGAGAUGUCAAUCUACCACCAGAACCACGCCCUAUCCGAGAGCAGAGCGACUAUCGGCGGAGCGGGCGGGACUAACGGGCAGAGGGCGGCGGCUGUGACUGGUCGAGCCGCCUCCAAAGCGCAGAAGCGCAAGAACCAGAACAUCGGUUACAAGCUGGGCCACCGGAGGGCCCUGUUCGAGAAACGCAAGCGACUCAGUGACUACGCACUCAUCUUCGGGAUGUUCGGCAUAGUUGUUAUGGUGAUCGAGACCGAGCUCUCCUGGGGAGUCUACAACAAGAGCUCCAUGUAUUCUCUGGCACUGAAGUGUCUCAUCAGCCUGUCCACUGUUAUUCUCCUGGGACUCAUCAUUGCCUACCAUGCACGAGAAGUACAGCUCUUUGUCAUCGACAACGGGGCGGACGACUGGCGCAUCGCCAUGACGAUGGAGCGGGUGCUGCUGAUUGCCCUGGAGCUGCUGGUGUCGGCUGUGCACCCAGUGCCCGGCGACUUCAAGUUCCAGUGGCGGGCGCGGCUGGCGUUCUCGUACGCGCCCUCGCAAGCCGAGGCCGACCUGGACAUGGUGCUGUCCGUGCCCAUGUUCCUGCGGCUCUACCUCAUCGCCCGCGUCAUGCUUCUGCACAGCAAGCUCUUCACUGACGCCUCCUCACGCAGCAUCGGCGCGCUCAACAAGGUGCACUUCAACACGCGGUUUGUGAUGAAGACUCUGAUGACCAUCUGCCCAGGAACCGUACUGCUGGUGUUCAGCAUCUCACUGUGGAUCAUCGCGGCAUGGACCGUACGAGUGUGUGAGAGAUACCAUGAUGCUCAGGACGUCACCAGUAACUUCCUAGGGGCGAUGUGGUUGAUCUCCAUCACCUUCCUGUCCAUAGGCUAUGGGGACAUGGUACCCCACACCUACUGUGGCAAAGGCGUGUGUCUGCUCACAGGCAUCAUGGGGGCAGGCUGCACGGCGCUGGUGGUUGCCGUGGUAGCACGGAAGCUAGAGCUGACCAAGGCGGAAAAGCAUGUGCACAAUUUCAUGAUGGACACGCAGCUCACCAAGAGGAUAAAGAACGCGGCGGCUAAUGUGCUGAGGGAGACGUGGCUCAUCUACAAGCACACCAAGCUCAUGAAGAAGAUCGACCAUGCCAGGGUCCGCAAGCACCAGAGGAAGUUCCUGCAGGCCAUCCACCAGCUUCGCAGUGUGAAAAUGGAACAGCGUAAACUUAGCGAUCAAGCCAACACUCUGGUGGACCUCUCAAAGAUGCAGAGUGUCAUGUACGAGCUGAUGUCGGAGCUGAACGACCGCAGCGAGGACCUGGAGCGACAGAUGCUGAGCCUGGAGCAGCGGGUGGAGCAGCUGACGGCGGGCUUCAGCGCUCUGCCCGCCCACCUGUCGGCCACGCUAAGCGCCCAGCACAACACCCUGCUGCUGCUCCUGCGCGAGCGUGAUGCCAAGAUGCUACCGCCCCCCAUGCCCGCGCCGCCCGCGCCGCUGCCCCACUCUAACGCCACGCAGACCAACCCCACCGCCACGGCCACCACAGCCACUGCCAACGUGGUCGCCGUAGCCACCGCCACCACCACCACCACGACUGCCACCAGCAGCCCAGCACAAGGUGGCAAGGCCGAGGACAGCCCCAACAUCGCCUCCAGCUGCUGAGAGAGAGGGAGCAGGAGAGAUGAGAGAUAGAGGAGGAGGAGGAGGAGAGAACAAAAGAGGAGGAGGGGGUGGAAGAAUCCCCAGGAAAUGGCUGCUGAAGAGGGAGGUGGUCUAAAGACUAGAUGAGACAGAAGAGAGAGCAAGAGAGAGUGACUUAUAUAGAAAGAGAGAGAGUGAGAGAAAACAGGGGAACAGGAGAUGGGUGAAAAAUCUUGAGGGGGUAAGGGCUCUGAUUUAGAACUCAGGAGAGAUCUAAGAAUUAAAUAAACUGAGGAAAUGACUACGGAGGAGGAGUAGGAGGAAAAAAUUGCACACAAGAGGGAGGCCUGGUGAAGCAGAGGACAGCCAAGGAAGGAGAUGAAGAAGUAAUUGUGUAUCCUAAUAGUGUAUCCCAAUCUCUCUGCCAAUCUCUCUUGGAAUGUGCAAACUAAUUAUAGGAAAAUGUCUCUCUCUUCCUCCAUCAGGAAACCAUGACAAUGACUUUUUAAUCUUAUGAUGUUUUCUAUUACCUAAUUGCUAAUUGUGUGUUAACAAGCAUCCCUUUAAAGAGAACUCCAAUCAAUAACACGAAACAGACUAGUGCCACUGCCAUAAACAGAACGCACACACACACACACACACCACAGGAAACAUGUGGGACGCAAGCUCUUGUCACAAACUACUUGUGGAAAACAAAAAAGGCAAACAGAACAUAUAAAACACAACCAGAGAGUGCAGAUAGCUGAUAGGUGCUCUAACCCAUGUUGGAUAGGCCUCACAGACACUCACACACACACACACACGCACGCACACACACACACGCACACAGACACAUACACACACACACACACACACACACACACACACACACACACACAUAGACACACUGCACUGACUCACUACAAGAUACAGAUCACUGCCAAAUGAGUCACGCGGAAGCAAACCAAUUCAGUAAAAGCUAUUCACGUGACGUUUGCAUAUCCGGAGGAUGAACCCUCACUGUUUUCAUGAAUGUAUACGACGAAAAGCAUACCUACACAUCAUAAUACUCUCAAAAGUGCACAGAAGUAAGCACACACAAAAAAAUGCAGCCAUAGCCUACACACAGACACUUUUUUUUCUUCUGUUUAACUUUGCUACCAAAGUGCUCCGUCUCUAGCUGACUGCAAAAAAAAUGACUUUGAAAGAUUUGAGAGAUACAGAGUAAAUAAAAAAAGAAGGAGAGGCUGAGAGGUGUCGAUACGAGUAUUUGGCACUAGUGAUGGUCAUGGUGGAAAGAUAUGAGAUAAUCAUGAGAAAGGUUUGGUUCAGGAGGGUGGGUGGUUUGGAAAGUGCCAGAAGAGAGGCAACCCUUACACAAACUGCCAUGUCAGCAGCUCUUAAGACAAACUAUACUUUAGGAAGAAUGACCAUAGUCAUUCUUCGAAGAAAUGAUCGUCAUUGUGAUGGUAUGUCAGAAUAACAGACAGUGUCAAUUCUGACCAAUUUCUACGGAGACCAUUUUAAAAACUGUCUUAUAGUGACAUCCUGUGGCCGGAAUACUGAACUAAACCUGCUUGGAAUAUUGUACAGUAUGCUAUUACAGAAAAAAAAAACUUAGCUUUGUAAGGUUUUUUUCUUAUUAUUUUUCUUUUUUUUUAAUGACCAUUUAAUGAUUAUAAACACAAUUAUAGCUUACAUUUACCAUUAUUAUAGCAUUCAUUCGUCACUACAUUUAAAAUUACUGUAUUAAUAACUUUAAUAACUAUCAACAAAUAAUGGAUAAGGGAAAGGUGACGUUUGAGGUUGAAAUUAUUUUGUAAUUUUAUUUUACCAGAGAGAAUUAAUAAAGUAUAUAUCUAUAUAACA